Pyricularia oryzae 70-15 is the source of this 4082-nucleotide messenger RNA. Its product is annotated as lon protease like protein 2. Gene Ontology annotation, biological process: protein catabolic process; protein quality control for misfolded or incompletely synthesized proteins; protein processing. Gene Ontology annotation, molecular function: serine-type endopeptidase activity; ATP hydrolysis activity; ATP-dependent peptidase activity. The coding region runs from base 353 to 3142 and encodes 929 amino acids. The record is from RefSeq and is a predicted model, not a curated record. Lineage: Eukaryota; Fungi; Ascomycota; Sordariomycetes; Magnaporthales; Pyriculariaceae. Gene Ontology annotation, cellular component: peroxisomal matrix. The transcript is spliced from 4 exons.
CGGCUCCAAUCGUCAUAUGCACGGUUGGUUAGCUCCUGCCUCAUGUCUGCCGAUAACACCACUUCUGCCGACCACCUCCGCACCACUUGCUUGAAUAAACCUAUCUACCCAGUCUCUUAUUUCUAUCAAUCGGAAUCAACGGCAAUACACUUUACUAUACCCUCUGCUCUUACAUGUCAGUCUUUCUUCUUACUAGACAGGCUAUAAUUAAACCAGUCAAUUUUACUACUCGUUCCUCUUCAUAUUUCUUUUCUACUUGUUUAAAACUGUCAUUCAAGUCGAUUCGAAAACCGCUCUCCGUUUCGAUUCGUGAAAAUACCCCCCAUCUAGAUCUAUUCAUUCAAACACAACAAUGGCGCCAUCAGAGAGCUCUCUGAUGGCCAUCGUGCCUCUGGCCAGCGGCAGCGUCCUGCUCCCCGGGGUCAUGCAGCGCAUUCCGGUCGGUGCCAAACGAGCCGAUAUCAUCUCCCUUGUCGGCUCUCUCUACGGGCGAGCUCCGGCCCCAGGUCGCAUCGACACCAUCCCCAUCGCUUGCGUUCCGAUAGCAUCUCCACUCCUCGGCGCGAACGGUCAACGACUCAUUCGAGACAAGGCUAAGAGCGAUGUUUCCACUGCACGGCCAAGACGACCAGUAGACUAUUCGACCUUGCAACAUAGAGAUGUCUUUUCGGUCGGCGUUGUUGCUAAGAUCACGGCUGUUGAGGCCUGGGGCAGCGAGGACGCGGCAAUCUUGGUCGAAGGCGUAGCCAGGAUGACUCUGGAGAGCUUGGACAAAGACCUACUUCGCGCCCAUUACGAGGGCCAUAUUAUACAACAUGAAGAGCACGUGCCCGUCAACGACAAAGACCUCCAGAGGCGAUUCGAAAGGCUCAAAACUCUAGCGCGGGAGUUAAUAGAUCUUCUGAGGCUCACAUCCAUAACUUCGCGGCCUCGGCUGGGUCUGGACCCUGUGUUGGCUAGGCGGCUCGACUCGUACAUGGCUAAGAGGACUGUCGCCGACGCGGGUUCGUUUGCUGACUUUGUCGGAACCUUGGUUGACUGUGCAUAUGAAGACAAGCUUGAGAUUUUGGCCACCUUUGACGUCAAGCAACGUGUGGACAAGGUCAUCGAGCUACUCGAUCGUACCAUUGGAGGGCUCAAGAGCAUUACCCGGAUCACAACUGUCACAGCGGCAGUGCCGAUGAGAAUCACAGAUGCGCAGAACCCCAACUUACCCCCGCCUUUCAUCAGGCGAGGUGUUGGGCCAUUUUCUGCGCCUCAUAAUGUUCAGGGCGGUCAAGAGCCCGAGGAAAAGGAGCCCGACGAGACUGAAGAGUUGCAGAAGAAGCUGGAUGACGCAAAGCUCAGCCCCGAGGCCGCCAAGGUUGCCGCUCGCGAGAUGAAGCGCCUGAAGAAGAUGAUGCCUGUCCAGGCCGAAUACAGCGUCCUCCGCACUUAUCUGGAGACGUUGGCUGAGAUCCCCUGGUCACUCACCACGGAUGAUCGUCUCGACAAGACGGCUUUGGGCAGAGCGAGGAAACAGCUUGACGAUGAUCACCACGGCUUGAGCAAGGUCAAGCAGCGUCUUGUAGAAUACCUUGCUGUGCUCCGUCUCAAGCAAUCUGCAAAUGAGGAGAUCGAUGCGCAGAUUAAGCGGAUCCAAGAAGAGAUGGUACCGCCACUUGAAGGGGAAUCGGCGGAUUACCCAGAGCCAGGCUUGACCAAGGCUUCUCAGGAGAGCUUAGACGCGGCACAGGCCAAGAUUGACAUGCUCAAAAGUCGUCGGAUGACGGACAAGUCCCCAAUUCUCCUCUUGGCAGGACCUCCAGGUGUUGGCAAGACCAGUUUGGCAAAGUCUGUUGCAACUGCUCUCGGCAGAAAAUUCCACAGGAUAUCGCUGGGCGGCGUGCGGGACGAGGCCGAAAUUCGCGGUCACCGACGCACGUAUGUUGCUGCUAUGCCUGGUCUGAUUAUCCAGGGCCUCAAAAAGACGGGCGUCUCCAACCCAGUAAUUCUGCUGGACGAGAUUGACAAGAUUAGCCAGAGCAACCACCAUGGGGAUCCAUCAGCUGCGAUGCUGGAGGUUCUGGACCCGGAGCAGAAUGCUACCUUCGUGGACCAUUUCAUUAACAUUCCGGUCGACCUGAGCAAGGUGCUGUUCAUAGCCACGGCCAACAGUCUUGAGACCAUCCCUCCGCCUCUGCUGGACCGUUUGGAAAUGAUCUAUUUAUCCGGCUAUACCACGUUGGAAAAGAGGCACAUUGCCACAAAUCAUCUUGUGCCAAAGCAAAUCCGUGCCAACGGACUUUCUCCUGAGCAGAUCGUUUUCCCCGAGGAGGUGGUCUCUAAGAUCAUCGAGUCUUACACACGUGAGGCAGGGGUCCGCAACUUAGAGAGAGAAAUUGGUUCCGUCUGUCGAGCCAAGGCGGUCGAGUACGCUGAUGCGAAGGACGAUAACCGCCUUGACCAGUACCGGGCACAACUGACUGUUGAAGACAUUGAACAUAUUCUCGGCAGUGCCAAGUACGAGGAUGAGAUUGCUGAGCAGGAAGGCAGACCUGGAGUAGUUACGGGCUUGGUCGCCUACAGCUCGGGCGGAAAUGGCAGUAUCUUGUUCAUUGAGGUGGCUGACAUGCCCGGUGACGGCUCGGUCCAACACACGGGCCAGCUUGGUGACGUACUGAAAGAGAGCGCCAGAGUGGCCCUAUCCUGGGUCAAGGCCAACGCAUUUCAGCUUGGCCUUUCCCCAGAUCCCAGAGAGAAGAUCAUGGAGAACCGUAGCAUCCAUGUCCACUGCCCUGCGGGCGCCAUACCAAAGGAUGGUCCCAGCAGCGGUAUCGCACAGGCCAUUGCUCUCAUCUCACUCUUUUCCGGCAAGAUCGUGCCGCCCACCAUGGCCAUGACGGGCGAAAUCUCACUACGUGGACGUGUCACUGCCGUCGGAGGAAUCAAGGAAAAGCUUAUUGGCGCCCUCCGUGCGGGCGUCAAGACGGUGCUACUCCCGAAGCAGAAUGAGAAGGACGUUCAGGAUCUGCCGCAAGAGGUGAAGGACGGUUUGAAAAUCAUUCUGGUCAGUGAGAUAUGGGAAGCCAUCCGUCAUGUGUGGCCCGAGGAGCAUUUCCCAGGAGAGCCCAAAUACCCUGGUCUCUAUAGUCGACUCUAAAGCCGCGGUAACCAGACUAAGGUACCUAGGCAACGUGUCACGUCCAAUCAUCAGCCUGGGGCCGUUGAUUGUCUGUGAAGAUUGCAGACUUUAAGGUCAUUUCGUUGCCAGAGAAUGCAUGUCUCAGAGGCUCUCCUAUGGGAACAACGUUUUCACCAGGCAAGCGAGCGAGGUGUAAUCACUACGAUUGCCCGUGGCUCAGACAUGCUGCGGGGAUUUUCUUUCCUGUUAGAGUUUGAAGUCGAUCGUGUUUGCUGUCUUUUGACGCAAUUCGCCGCUCAUUUUCAGCCGGUAUCACAGGCGCACAAGGUGGAAACCAGUAAGAGGCGCAUGUAAUCAAUCUUCAGGCUGUACAGAAUGUCUUCAAUAUUUGGGUUUUUGUGCCGAGAACAUCAUUCGCCCGACGGGAUUGAUUUGAGCCCCGACUUGGUCCAGAUUCGACAAGGGCAUACCACCGCAAGGCCACCCGUUGUUGCGGGUAUACAACCUUCACACCCCUUCACACCUCUGGCUCCGGGAUGCGACUUAGAGGAGGUCGCACGGCGAUGAGCACAUCCCCGUGCAAGGGAGGAUGGAGAGUCAACUAGGUUUAAGGAGAUUAUGGAGGUGCGGCCAGUGGUAGAUGCAGAUAAUCCCGAAGGGAUAAGAUAACCUCCGGCUACCAGGUCCUGUGGUCGACCCAAUCUGCAAGUAUGGGCCGAGCAUGUCAAGCCAGUUCUUGGCGACUGCAAAGGUCGAUAGACGGAGGACUGGGGGGAGAUGUGGAGUUUCAUGUCGUCUGUUGCGGCGCAAACAAACUUUGAUCUGGCAUCUAAAGGAGCGUCUUCCACUGUAUCAUACGUUUCUAGAAGUGUUGGGGCCGCAACACUUUGUACUUUUUAGUUGUAUAUGAGACGUGGAAAAAAAGGAAAAAAAAUUGACCAACAGCAUCGACACUAUA